Camelina sativa (false flax) is the source of this 828-nucleotide messenger RNA. RefSeq names its product calcium-binding protein CML38. Gene Ontology annotation, molecular function: calcium ion binding. The record is from RefSeq and is a predicted model, not a curated record. Lineage: Eukaryota; Viridiplantae; Streptophyta; Magnoliopsida; Brassicales; Brassicaceae.
CCACGUCUAAUACACAACAAUUUCAUUUAUCACCACUUGACACACCCCUCCCUAUAUAUAAACCACAUUCAAACCUUUUUCUAUAUAUUUCUCAUUCACUUUCCAAUUCGAAAACAUUACAAAACAAAAAUAAUAAACCUAUACAAAACUUGUCUCAUGAAGAAUAAUAAUAAUACUCCACGUCAAUCAUCUUUCAAGAAGUUCUGCCGGAAACUGUCACCGGAGAGGAAAGAUUCAUCCAGAGAGAUACAGCAACAUAGCAGUAGCAAUGUUGACGACAAGAACAGAGACUUAGAGGCUGUUUUUGCUUACUUGGAUGCAAAUAGAGACGGUAGAAUCUCUGCGGAAGAGCUUCAAAAGAGUUUCACGACACUAGGAGAGCAACUGUCCGACGAAGAAGCCGAAGCUGCGGUCAAACUGUCUGAUACAGACGGAGAUGGGAUGUUGGAUUUCGAGGAGUUUGCUCAGCUUAUCAAAAGAGAUGAUGAUGUGUUUACAGAGGAAGAGAAGAAGAUGGAGCUCAAGGAAGCGUUUAGAUUGUAUAUAUCAGAAGGUGAAGAGUGUAUUACACCAAGAAGCUUGAAGCUGAUGCUAAAGAAGCUGGGAGAGUCAAGAACAACUGAUGAUUGCAAAGUUAUGAUUAGUGCUUUUGAUCUCAAUGCUGAUGGGGUUUUAAGCUUUGAUGAGUUUGCUCUUAUGAUGCGCUAAUAUGAUAGUUAUUAUUAUCACCUCCAAUAUUGUCUUUUUGUUGUUCUUUUUGUUUGAUCUUCUACUGUAUAUAAUGUUAAUGGCUUGUGACGCAAUAAAGAAGAUUGUUAUUUAACGAUA